AUGUCGGGCGCCACUGCAAAGGGCAAGAAGCAGGCGAACAAGAACGCCUAUCGCCGUGCGAAGAAGAAGCAGCAGCGCUCUGAGACACCGUCGACAGCCGGCGACUCUGCGCGUGAGAGCGAAUCUCCCGCACCCGAAAGCGACACAAAUAACGAAGCACAGGCUGUGAAGCCCGCGGACCUACUUUCCAUCGAUGAUAUCGCGAACCAGUACAACCUCGACGAUCCACUCUUCGAAGAAUACAAGAAUGUCUUCGAAAAGUUCAGGGAGCCGACCGACGAGGAAGCGGCGACCAAGGACGAUGAAAAGCCAGAGAUCUACCACUCCGACGACGACAUCCCUGACGAGGAUGAAGACGAUGGCAAGCCCAAGCUCUCUAAGAAGCAGAGAAAGCAAAUGAACAAGCUUUCGGUCGCGCAGCUCAAGGCAUUGGUUCCCCGACCAGAACUGGUCGAGUGGACGGACGUGUCAUCAUCGGAUCCCCAGCUACUAAUCUCCAUCAAGGCAGCCAAGAACGUCAUACCCGUACCCUCUCACUGGUCGCUCAAGCGUGAAUAUCUGUCGUCCAAGCGAGGUAUCGAAAAGCCACCCUUCACCCUACCCAAAUUCAUCCAAGAAACAGGUAUUGCAGAAAUGCGAGAUGCGGUCUUGGAAAAGCAGGCAGAGAUGACUAUGAGGCAGAAACAGCGAGAGCGUGUGCAAGGAAAACUCGGCAAGCUUGACAUUGAUUAUGCGAAGCUCUACGAUGCCUUCUUCAGACGGCAGACCAAGCCAGAGCUGACCCGAUACGGCGAGGUCUACUACGAAGGCAAGGAAUUCGAAACGAACCUUGUAAACCUCAAGCCAGGCGAGUUGAGCGAGGAACUUCGCGAGGCACUUGGAAUGGCACCUGGUCACCCGCCCCCUUGGCUCAUCAACAUGCAACGUUUCGGCCCCCCACCAUCGUAUCCCAACAUGCGCGUACCUGGUGUCAAUGCCCCAAUUCCUCCGGGCUCCUCUUGGGGUUUCCAACCUGGUCAAUGGGGAAAGCCCCCCACAGAUGAAGCAGGUAAGCCACUCUUCGGAGGAGAUCUCUAUGGCACUGCUAUUUUGGAGGAACAACAGCAACCGACACAUGUGGGUGAACCCGUCGAGCGUGGUAUUUGGGGAACGCUUCGAGCUGAGGGUGAGAGUGAGGAUGAGGAAAGUGAAGAGGAUGAUGAGGACGAAGAUGAGGACGAAGACGAAGAUGAGGACGCGAGUGGUAUACAAACAUCCAUGACUAGUGCAUCGGCUAUGCCAUCUGAGAUUGGGGGCGCAGAAAGCAUCAGUGGAGAGUUUCAGCUCAGGAAACAGCGCAAGGGGAUCGAGACGGAAGAGCCAGGUGCGCCGCGAAGUGCAUACACAGUGCUUCCAGAGAAGAACAUAUCUGCGACUGGCUUCUUUGGUGGUGAACACGCUUACGAUCUGGAUGCGGCUAGGCGCGAUGCGCUUGGCCACGCUCAGAAGAAACGCAAAGCUGGAGAUAUCGACGUAUCUGUUGAUAUUGACCAGUUGGCGGACAGCGACAAGCUGGACAAGGACGCACUAAAGAAAGAGUACGAGUCUAGGCAGCGUGCUGAGGCACAGGGACAGUGGCAGAGUAUCGACCAAGACGAUCUAGCAGAUAUGAUCAACCAGGAAAGCAGGAAGAGGACUAAGAGGGAGGAUGAGCGAAAGACUAGGCGCUAG
Molecule: messenger RNA, 1710 nt
Organism: Bipolaris oryzae ATCC 44560
Lineage: Eukaryota; Fungi; Ascomycota; Dothideomycetes; Pleosporales; Pleosporaceae
Exons: 2
Coding region: 1-1710 (569 amino acids)
Biological process (GO): mRNA splicing, via spliceosome
Cellular component (GO): U2-type spliceosomal complex; catalytic step 2 spliceosome; precatalytic spliceosome
Source: RefSeq, a predicted model, not a curated record